Prionailurus viverrinus (fishing cat) is the source of this 932-nucleotide messenger RNA. RefSeq names its product ABRA C-terminal like (gene ABRACL). Lineage: Eukaryota; Metazoa; Chordata; Mammalia; Carnivora; Felidae. The record is from RefSeq and is a predicted model, not a curated record. Bases 289 to 534 code for a protein of 81 amino acids. Gene Ontology annotation, biological process: regulation of actin filament-based process. The transcript has 3 exons.
GCCAGCUCCCAAACUUGGAGCAGUGAUGACCAAAUAUGGAGCGUGUGCGCGCCAGCGGGCUGGCAGGAAGGAACCCGAGUCCUCCUUUGACCUCCACCAGCUGCUAGUCUGGGACUGCGAAGGACCGCUGAAAGAAGUGGCUAGCCCCCAGCGUGCCGCUGUACCGCCGGCUGCUGAUUCCCAGGCGUCCCCACCCCGGCAGGCUUUAUUCAUCGAACGUGAGAAAAUCUCCGUGUAUUGCCUCUAAACUUAACAAACAAACAAGACAAAAACUGUGAGAAGGCAACAAUGAAUGUGGAUCACGAAGUUAACCUCUUAGUGGAGGAAAUUCAUCGUCUGGGUUCAAAAAAUGCUGAUGGGAAGUUAAGCGUGAAAUUUGGGGUCCUCUUCCAAGACGACAAAUGUGCCAAUCUCUUUGAAGCAUUGGUCGGAACUCUCAAGGCUGCCAAGCGAAGGAAGGUUGUUACGUACCCAGGAGAGCUACUCUUGCAAGGUGUUCAUGAUGAUGUAGACAUCAUAUUGCUGCAAGACUAAUGUGGUUUGCAUAUCUUUGUUUAUUGUUAUGUUUUGUUUCUGGUAAACUGGAAUAUUAGGUCAAAAGACACACGUGAGCAUACUUGAUGUAUUUUUUAUAGAACUUUGAAAACAAAAGGAGACUCUUAUUUUAAAAGUCUGCCCUUUUUUAUACCUUGAGAAGAAUUUAUGUAUUUCACUGUAGAAUAAACAAAACCUAUCAUUUUUCUCAGGAAUCUGGUUGGAAAAUGGGGGCUCUGAGGCUUUUCUGGUGGGGAUGCAAGGUAUUUCAUAAAUCAUUCUUAGAUAAUUUCUACAGAUAGUUGACAUUCCAUAAAAGCAAGAGGCAGAACUGAAGAUCAGCUCCCACAAGGAAUAUUGUACUGUUUAUGUAAUAAAAACAUACCACGAUGUUAAAA